CACUGUACACAGAGUUGAUUGUUUCUCUCACCAUAAAUCAAGAUUCAUCAAGACUCAUAAAGGCUAAUGGCUGUUUCAUCAUGUUCUGUUGAUGAGAAUGGUGAACAUGAUUACGAAGUACCUCUGCUAAUAACAACCAGUUCUAGUGCUAGCAGCAGUAGAAGUAGUGAUGAUCAUGGAGGAAACAGAGACAUUGGUAUCAGUGAUGCCGUUGAUGGGGUGGUUGAUUACAAAGGAGAAAGAGUGUUGGACAGAUCAAAAUAUGGAGGAUGGAAAUCAGCUUAUUUUAUAAUUGUAAUCGAUGUUGCAGAUAGCUUUACUUAUUGGGGAAUCUCUUCGAACCUCAUAUCUUAUCUCACCGGUCCGUUAGGCCAAUCCACGGUAACAGCUGCUGAAAACAUAAAUGUUUGGAGCGGAGUUAUGGCGAUGCUGCCUCUUCUGGGCGCCUUUGUUGCAGACACAUAUCUCGGUCGAUUUCGGACCAUCUUAUUCUCUUCUGCCAUUUACAUAUUGGGGCUUGGAUUGUUAACUCUAUCGGUUAUGCUUCCUUUUGAUCAUAUAACUUUUCUGAAUUACAACAACGACCAGAACGUUAUCUCUUCCAGUUCUCCGUCUUCUUUCAAAGUCAUCUUCUUCUUUUUCUCAUUGUAUCUUAUGGCAAUUGCAAGAGCUGGGUGCAAGUCAUGCGCACAAGCUUUUGGGGCUGAUCAGUUUGAGGGACGAGACCCUAAAGAAUGCAAAUCCAAGAGCUCAUUCUUCAAUUGGUGGUUCUUCGGAUUAUGUUUUGGUAGUAGCAUUUCUCACUUGACCUUGAACUACAUACAAGAUAAUAUGGGAUGGAGUCUGGGAUUUGGCAUUCCGUGCAUUGUAAUGGCAGCAGCAAUAGUUGUUUUCCUGCUCCGAACAAAAUCUUAUCGCUAUAGUGUGAACGAGGAGAAGCAGAAUCCAUUAAUCAGAAUAGCGAGAGUAUUCGUUGCAGCUGCCAAAAAUUGGAGAAAAUCCUCCUCGUCCUCCAAUACUAUUCAGGAGGAGACAGUUAUGAUUCCCCGCAGUAUGCAUCUUGGAGCGAACCACUUCAAGUUUUUGGAUAAAGCGUUGAUUAACAGUUCCAAUAGCAGCUCAUGCACUGUUAGUCAGGUUGAAGAGGCAAAGGCUGUAGUAAGAUUAGUACCAAUAUGGAUUACAUGUUUAAUAUAUGCAAUUAUUAAUGCCCAGUCUUCAACUUUUGGCGUUAAACAAGGAAAAACAAUGGACAGAAAAAUAGGAGCAGGCUUCCAGAUACCAUCUGCGUCAAUUCAAAUCUUCGAGAGUGUCUUUAUUGUAAUUUUUGUUGCAAUUUACGACGGCGUUUUUGUUCCUCUGGCUAGAACUAUUACAGGUAAACCUAACGGUAUAACAAUGCUUCAAAGAAUUGGUUGUGGCAUUUUCCUACAUACAACAACCAUGCUAGUUGCAGCUACAGUUGAGAGGAGAAGGCUUCAGAUUGCUCUGCAGUCCGGAUUGAUUGACAUGCCUCAAGUAACAGUUCCUAUGAGUAUCUGGUGGUUGGCUCCUCAAUACAUCUUGUUCGGUAUUGCUGAUGUAUUCACUAUUGUUGGGUUACAAGAGUUUUUUUAUGAUCAAGUGCCGAAUGAGUUACGAACUGUGGGUCUCUGCCUCUUCUCAAGCAUCAUAGGCACAGGCCACUUGCUAAGUGGGUUCUUCAUUUCCAUCAUUCAUAACUUAACUAGCAGGAGUGGGCAUUAUAACUGGUUCUCUGACAACCUUAACAGGGCACAUGUGGAUUACUUUUACUGGCUUCUCGCCGGAUUUAGUACAUUCCAGCUGGUUGUCUUCAUAUAUAUUUCAAAAUCUUAUAUCUAUAAGACUGUAAAAGGUGAGCUUCAGAUGCAGGGGCAUCUUAUAGAACCAGUAGAUUGAAAAGCGAAAUAAUACAGUAACUCCUUGUACAGUGGUCAAUGUACAGUAGCAUAUUUGUGAUGUCCAAGUGUGUAUUAUCUCUUUGGUCACCAAGGUAUAAAUAACAUUAAACUGUUGCAAAAUUGGGGAUAGAAUAUAUAUAUAUUAGUGAUAUGAGGAACGAAAGUUUCUCUCGUACGCA
Molecule: messenger RNA, 2101 nt
Organism: Papaver somniferum (opium poppy)
Lineage: Eukaryota; Viridiplantae; Streptophyta; Magnoliopsida; Ranunculales; Papaveraceae
Product: protein NRT1/ PTR FAMILY 5.10-like
Exons: 3
Coding region: 67-1920 (617 amino acids)
Biological process (GO): transmembrane transport; dipeptide transport
Cellular component (GO): membrane
Molecular function (GO): tripeptide transmembrane transporter activity; dipeptide transmembrane transporter activity
Source: RefSeq, a predicted model, not a curated record